Messenger RNA from Alosa alosa (allis shad), 691 nucleotides. RefSeq names its product gamma-crystallin M3-like. The transcript has 3 exons. The coding region runs from base 35 to 568 and encodes 177 amino acids. Gene Ontology annotation, molecular function: structural constituent of eye lens. The record is from RefSeq and is a predicted model, not a curated record. NCBI's taxonomy places the organism in Eukaryota, Metazoa, Chordata, Actinopteri, Clupeiformes, Clupeidae. Gene Ontology annotation, biological process: visual perception; lens development in camera-type eye.
UGUGCAUUCCUGAGACAGAUACACCAGAACCACCAUGAUGGGCAAGAUCAUCUUUUACGAGGAAAGGAACUUCCAGGGUCGCUCCUAUGAGUGCAUGAGCGACUGUGCUGACAUGAGCUCCGUCCUCAGCCGCUGCCACUCCUGCAGGGUGGAGAGCGGCUGCUUCAUGGUCUACGACCGUCCUAACUUUAUGGGUAACCAGUAUUUCAUGAGGAGGGGCGAGUACUCUGACUACAUGCGCAUGAUGGGCAUGAACGAUUGCAUCAGAUCUUGCCGCAUGAUCCCCAUGCACAGAGGACAAUUCAGAAUGAGGAUCUAUGAGAGGGAGAACUACGGUGGUCAGAUGAUGGAGCUGAUGGAUGACUGUGACUCCAUCAUGGACCGCUACCAUAUGUCUGACUGCCAGUCCUGCCAUGUUAUGGAUGGCCACUGGCUCAUGUAUGAGCAGCCCCACUUCAGAGGCAGAAUGAUGUACAUGAGGCCUGGCGAGUACAGAAGCUUCAGGGAGAUGGGAAUGAGCAACAUGAGGUUCCAGAGCAUGAGGCGCAUCAUGGAUUCCUGUAUGUAAAAGUUACAGAGAAUGUACUGUUAAAAGGUGAAUAAUGGAUCAUGGAUGCAUCAUGGAAUUAAGUAUCCAGUUGACCCUUCAAUAACAUCUGAUCGUCAAUAAAAUGUUUAAUCUCUUGUAAAA